Hermetia illucens (black soldier fly) is the source of this 2008-nucleotide messenger RNA. RefSeq names its product stromal membrane-associated protein 1-like. Gene Ontology annotation, molecular function: metal ion binding; GTPase activator activity. The transcript has 2 exons. Lineage: Eukaryota; Metazoa; Arthropoda; Insecta; Diptera; Stratiomyidae. The record is from RefSeq and is a predicted model, not a curated record. The coding region runs from base 188 to 1642 and encodes 484 amino acids.
AAUUUCUUUACGUCGAAAAUUCAUAUUUGAUAUGUCAAUGGCCGUCAUCAUAUCGGCAUGAAAUCUUCUCAGUUUUGUGAAAAAGUGUUUUGAGUGACGUGCCUAUAAUUGUUCAGCGGAAUAGCUUUGACCGGAAGUCCGAGUAGCGUUCAUAUCAUACAUUGAAGAAUCGUCUCGGGCCGCGAAUAUGAGCGGAAGAAAGGAAACAGAACGAGCAAAACUCAUCCAAGAGAAAUGUCAAACUUUGCUGACUCAAAUGCUCCGGGAUGAGGACAACAAAUAUUGUGUGGAUUGCGACGCUAAAGGUCCGCGGUGGGCAUCUUGGAAUCUGGGAGUGUUUCUAUGCAUUCGAUGCGCUGGCAUACAUCGCAAGUUGGGCGUACACAUAUCACGAGUGAAAUCUGUGAAUCUGGAUUCAUGGACACCGGAACAAGUUAUCUCGCUGCAACAAAUGGGCAACUCGCGUGCCCGCGCUGUUUACGAAGCACAAUUGCCAGACGGCUUUCGUCGCCCACAGACAGAUUCCGCCCUCGAGAGCUUCAUACGAGCCAAGUAUGAGCAUAAGAAGUACUUAGCUAGGGAAUGGGUGCCCCCAUCGCCGCCGAAGGUCGACUGGGCGAAGGAAAUCGACGAAGAAAUCGAACGACAGAAGCGGAAGAAAAAAGCAGCGCAGGGUGCAAGCAGUUUGGGCUUGGGAGGCCCUCUCUCGAGCGAGAAGAAAAUCACCGCAACGACGAAGCCUGUGCCGAUCCCAGCCCCGUUGCCGAAACCGAAAUCAUCAAACAGCCCGAAAACCAGUCGGACUGUGGAGCCGAUUCACAAUAACUCCGACCUGCUCGGACUGACUUCCCCCACGAAUCCUAGCGGUCCGUCGAGCAGCGUCAGCAACGAUUUGCAUGCGGAUGGCUUCUCUGGGUUCUUGAGCGCUCCUGUUGCCGGCGCCCAGAGCUCUACCAUCAAUGGCGCGACUGAGAAAGCAUCGGAGAAUAAAGAAAACGCCCUGGACAAGGAAGAGGCGGACUUCUUCAACCAGACCAGCAUCAACUCAGGUUCGGAUAAAACCAAGAUGACUAAAGACAGUAUACUAGCACUCUACGGCACAGCACCGACGAGCACCAUAGGACAAUUCAACAAUAAUCCCUUAGUUGGUUUCAAUAACACAUUCAGCCAUCAGCAGCCUGCAGGCGCAGCCGGGCAGUACAUGCCUCAGCAGCAAGCAUUCCCCGCCAUCGUGCCCGGGGGUGCCCCGCCCCCCGUUUCUCAGGCGCAAUUCGGCCAUGCUGGCUUAGCUACUAAUCUUAAUUUAAAUCUUGCGGGAAUGCCGCCCGGGCUUCUAGGACCUCCACAACCUCAUCCUCACACACAGUUCAUGACGCCCCCGAACUCGGUCACGAUGUACAAUCAGCCCGUCAUGACUGCCCCGGGAGCGUUCACGUCCGCUGCUGUGAUGCACCAGCAGGUUGUGCCCUCGCAGCCUGCCUCGUUCGCGCAGUUCCCUCCACAGCCGUUCGGAGCCAUGCCGACUGGAUUUGGACCACCACCCGGUGCAGGCACUAACGUUACUGCCUCCACGCAAUCGACUGCAUCGACGAAUUUAAGCCAACAAUUUGGCAAUCUAAAUUUGGGGAACGUUUGGCAAUAAGGGGUCGCAGCGCGCCUCUGAUGCCGAACUAUUAUAUUGCUAAUGGUAUUUCCUGUGUAUGUUUUCUUUCAUUUUGCACAUCCCUCCCAUAGCCGAAUUGAUGUAUAAUUUUCAUUUCGACAAAGGUACAUGUACUCCCAUUUCGUUGUGUAGAUAAAAGUAUUCGGACCAAACCAGUAUCAGCGUCAGUUUAUUUGGAAUAUUCGUCAACUUCUUUCUCUUUUUGGGUAAAUUUAUUCAACUCUAGGUAGUUCUCGAGCAACAAAUGCAAUGCAAUACAAAAUGGGAUUCCCAAAUAUUAUUAAGACUAUGUAAUUCAUUUUGUUUAAAUAACAAAACGUUAAAUAAAACAAUUUAAAAUGGUAA